Hyaloperonospora brassicae is the source of this 738-nucleotide messenger RNA. The record is from the annotation of a GenBank genome assembly. NCBI's taxonomy places the organism in Eukaryota, Oomycota, Peronosporomycetes, Peronosporales, Peronosporaceae.
AUGACGAAACCAACGGACGUGGCGAUCAAAACGGGCAAAACGACGUUCAGCUCGCAGCAAGACGCCGUGUUUCGCUUCUCCGUGUUCCCCGAGAAGAUUUGGAUUGAACGACAGGCGACAAAACAGCAGUGGCAAUGUACAGUACCGUCCGUGGACGAGUUUGCGCUAAAGGGCGCGAGCAUUCCCCAUGACCUCGUCAUGGAUUAUCUCGGCAUGAGCCUCGCGCGCUCGGAGGCGGUCCGAACCAGCGACUUCGAAGUGGACCUCUUGGGAAUGGGUGGAGACCGCAUGCGGCUCGAUUUCGCACUGAAGUUUUCCAUCGCGGGCAAAGCGUGGCAACCCGAGUACCAAUUUGUGCUCGAGCCGAUCGAAGUCACUGAGACGCAAAUGCUGCUGGCCGUGCUACAAGAAGCCGAAGAGAAUUUGGAGCAGCUUCGCGCGAUUGUUCCCGCGUGGGUUGUCGAUAGCACGGACCCCUUUGUGACUCGAACCGAAAAGGCGAUCCAGAUGAUUGCUCUGAAGGGCACGACAGCCUGGCUGUACCUUUGCACGUUGGUGAAAUGGCUGGUGGAAGACUUUGACUCGCAUGUCAGGACCGCAGCAACGUGGGGCGUGCGUGCCACGCGGCAGUCGGGUACCGCUGCGGGGAAGUACUGGUCGCUGUUCACGGAAAUGGCAGCCCAAGCGUUCCGAAACAUGGGGCGAUUCCUAUCGGAGCACUGUACAGCGCACGCGUGA